GAAAAAAUUCAUUUCUCCCAACCUCCUCGACUCCACCUUCUUUUCUCUAAAUCAAGAUCUUGCACACAGCGCAGAAUAAAACAGAAAUGGGCAAGACGGAUCUUACUCCGCUGGGAAAACCGCGGACGACACUUACCUUUGCGAGCCCGGUGUUUUGCACGGCCGCGCAUCCGUCCGAGGCGGUCGUUGCUACUGGUUUGGGAACAGGGCAUGUCUUUGUCCAUCGCUACGCCGAGGACGAUGAGGAUGAUCGUAGCGACAUGAGCGACGAUAGUGAUUCUGAGGAGGAAGCCAAGCCGGGGAUUAAGAUCAACGAAAAAGUUCUGUGGAAAACUAGACGGCACAAGGGAAGUUGUCGCGCAGUAGCCUUUGACGAACUCGGACAAUACAUCUACACCGCCGGCUCCGACUCGGUGCUCAAACAAGCCUCUCCAAUGACCGGCCAAGUCACCGCCAAAAACUCCUCCUCCCUCCCCGCGCCCCCGACCGCGCUCACGACGACGCAGACGCACGUCGCGCUCGGGACCGAGACCGGCACGAUCCAGUUCUACGACCCGCGCUCGCUCUCGAAACCGUCUCAUGAAUUCAAAGACGUGCACGAGGACUACGUCACCAGCAUCACGCAGCUUGCGCAGUAUCAGAACACGUACCAGUUCAUUUCAACCGCCGAGACGUUCGUGGCGAGGAUCGAUAUCAGAAAAGGCGUGUUGAGCAUGAGCGAAGAUCAAGAAGACGAAAUCCUCUGCUCGUGCGUUUCCUACCCUUCCAACUUUGACUACGAACCGCGCAACGUCCAGAAACCCACACAAUCAACAGUCCUGCAACCCAACACCCCCUCCGCAGAGAUCAAGCGCGUGCAAGUCACCGCCGUGAUGGGCAUGGCCACCGGCGUCCUCACGUUCUGGGAAAAAGACAACUGGACGGACCAGCAAAACCGCGCGAUCCUCUCGACUGAGAGCGUCGACUGCAUAGCCGAGUAUCCCGGCGAAAAAGUACUCGCCGGCGCCGCGGACGGGUUCAUGCGCCUGGUCGACGUGCGCAAACGUAAGACGAUCAAGGUGUUUUCGCACGCGGCGGAUGAUGCUGUCGUCGGUGUCGCGUGCGAUGCGUGGGGGCGCGCGAUCUCGGCGGGCGAGGAGACGGUGAAGAUAUGGAACGUGGAGGAGGCGUCGAAGCCAGAAGUUGAUAGCGAUGACGAGAAGGACUCUGAUGACGACGCGAAGGAUUCUGAUGACGAUGACUCGGAUAGCGAGGACGAGAAGCGCAGGAAAAAGAAGGGAAAGAAGAGAAAACAUGGAAAGUCGAAGCAGCGCGUUGCGCAGCUCUACGCAAAGAAGAAGAGCUUCAAGGCUGAUUUCUCGGGUCUUGAUUAGCUCUGUACAGUAAUAGCUUGAUUAUAUAUUAUUAUAGAUUAGAUUGUAGUUAAUACCAAUUCAACGCCGAAAUGCAUGCCAUAGAAUAUCAUCCGUAAACUCCUCCACCUUUUCCUCCACCGCCCGCUCCUCCUCCUCUUCCUCCUCCUCCGCCUCCACAUUCUUCGCUUCAUCCUCGAGAUCGCUG
Messenger RNA from Myxozyma melibiosi, 1560 nucleotides. Its product is annotated as WD40-repeat-containing domain protein. The transcript is spliced from 2 exons. Gene Ontology annotation, molecular function: protein binding. Lineage: Eukaryota; Fungi; Ascomycota; Lipomycetes; Lipomycetales; Lipomycetaceae. Gene Ontology annotation, cellular component: nucleolus; preribosome, large subunit precursor. The record is from RefSeq and is a predicted model, not a curated record. Bases 87 to 1373 code for a protein of 428 amino acids. Gene Ontology annotation, biological process: ribosomal large subunit biogenesis.